CAGCUGGAGCGGACAGGGCGGCUUCCGGAAUUUGGCGGGGCCUUUGUCCUUGCUGCAGCCGGAGCUUCGGGUUUCGUCUUCGUUUCUCUGUGUCCUCCGCUCCUAGAGGCCCAUCCUCUGAGGCCCGGUGACCUGCAGGUUUUGAGAGAUCCACAGCUAAGACGCCAGGACCCCUGGAAGCCUAGAAAUGAGACCACUGACAUUUAUGGAUGUGGCCAUAGAAUUCUCUCUGGAGGAGUGGCAAUGCCUGGAUACCACACAGCAGAAUUUAUAUAGGAAUGUGAUGUUAGAGAACUACAGAAACAUGGUCUUCCUUGGUAUUGCUGUUUCUAAGCCAGACCUGAUCGCCUGUCUGGAGCAAGGCAAAGAGCCCUGGAAUCUGAAGAGACAGGAGAUGGUGGCCAAACCCCCAGGUAUGCGUUCCUAUUUUGCCCAAGACCUUUGGCUAGAGGAGAGUGUAAAAGAUUCUUUCCAAACAGUAAUACUGAGAAAAUAUGAAAAAUCUGGAUAUCACAAUUUACAGUUAAAGAACAGGCAUAAAGGUGUGGAUGAGUAUAGGGUGUACAAAGGAAAUUGUAAUGGACAGUGUUUGACAGCUACCCAGAGCAAAAUAUUUCAAUGUGAUAAAUAUGUGAAAGACUUUCAUACAUUUUCAAAUUCAAAUAGACAUAAGACUGAAAAGAAUCCUUUCCAGUGUAAACAGUGUGGCAAAUCAUUUUGCAUUCUUUCACACCUAACUCAACAUGAAAAAAUUCACACUACUGUGAAUUCCUACAAAAUUGAAGAAUGUGGCAAGGCCUGUAAUGUGUCCUCAACCCUUUCUCAACAUAAAAGAAUUCAUACAGGACAGAAACACCACAAAUGUAAAGAACGUGGCAAAGCUUUUAACAAGUCUUCACACCUUAAAACACAUAAGAUAAUUCAUACUGGAGAGAAAUCCUACACAACUGAAGAAUGUGGCAAAACUUUUAACGCAUCCUCACACCUUACUACACGUACGAUAAUUCAUACUGCAGAGAACGCCUACAAAUGUAAAGAGUGUGGCAAAGCUUUUAACCAGUUGUCAACUCUUACUAGACAUAAGAAAAUUCAUGCUGGAGAGAAACCCUUCAUAUGUGAACAUUGUGGCAAAGCUUUUAACCAAUCCUCCAACCUUACUAAACAUAAGAGAAUUCAUACUGGAGAUAAACCUUAUAAAUGUGAAGAAUGUGGCAAAGCCUUUAAUGUGUCCUCAACCCUUACUCAACACAAAAGAAUUCAUACGGGGGAGAAACCUUACAAAUGUGAAGAGUGUGGCAAAGCCUUUAAUGUGUCCUCAACCCUUACUCAACAUAAGAGAAUUCAUACUGGAGAAAAACCAUACAAAUGUGACGAAUGUGGCAAAGCCUUUAACACAUCCUCACACCUUACUACACAUAGGAGAAUUCAUACGGGAGAGAAACCCUACAAAUGUGAAGAAUGUGGCAAAGCCUUUAGCCAGUUCUCACAACUUACUACACAUCAGAUAAUUCAUACUGGGGAGAAACCCUACAAAUGUGAAGAAUGUGGCAAAGCAUUUAAGCAACUCUCAGCCCUUACUGCACAUAAGACAAUUCAUACUGGAGAGAAACCCUACAAAUGUGAAGAAUGUGGCAAAGCUUUUAACCUAUCCUCACACCUUACUACACAUAAGAAAAUUCAUACUGGAGAGAAACCCUACAAAUGUAAAGAAUGUGGCAAAGCUUUUAACCAAUCCUCAACCCUUGCUAGACAUAAGAUAAUUCAUGCUGGAGAGAAACCCUACAAGUGUGAACAGUGUGGCAAAGGUUUUUACCAAUACUCAAACCUUACCCAACAUACGAUAGUUCAUACUAGAGAGAAACCCUACAAAUGUGUAGAAUGUGGCAAAGCCUUUAAAUGGUCCUCAACUCUCACUAAACAUAAGACAAUUCAUACUGGAGAGAAACCCUACAAAUGUGAAGAUUGUGGCAAAGCCUUUAAUAAGUUCUCAACCCUUACUACACAUAAGAAAAUUCAUGCUGGAGAGAAACACUACAAAUGUGAAGAAUGUGGCAAAGCCUUCAACUGGUUUUCAAAUCUUAUGGAACAUAAGAGAAUUCAUACUGGAGAAAAACCCUACAAAUGUGAAGAAUGUAGCAAAGCCUUUAAGUGGUCCUCAACUUUUACUAAACAUAAGGUAAUUCAUACUGGAGAGAAACCCUACAAAUGUAAAGAAUGUGGCAAAGCUUUUAACCAAUGUUCAAACCUUACUACACAUAAGAAAAUUCAUGCUGUAGAAAAAUCUUAUAAAGAAUGUGGCAAAGCUUUUAACCGGUCAUGAACUCACAACACAUAAGAUAAGUUAUGCUGGAGAGAAACCCAGAAGUGUGAAUAAUGUAGCAAAGCCUUUAACAAGUCCUUAAUUCUUAGCAGACAUAAUUCCUACUGGAGAGGAACUGUACAAACCUGAAAGAUGUAACAGUGCAAUUGACAACACCUCAACUUUUCUAAAUGUAAAAGAAAUAAUGCUGGUGCAAAAUCCUAAAAAUAGAAAGAAUAUUACAAAGAUAAAUGGUUGUCAUACUUGAUUGUAGGUAAAAUACUUUGUACUGGAGAAAACCUACAAGUGUGAAGAAUGUGGCAAAAUUUUUAACUGAUGCUGACAAAACUAUGGCUUUGGCUGGGCAUGGUGGCUCAUGCCUAUAAUCCCAGCACUCUGGGAGGUCGAGGCAGGUCGAUCAUCUGAGGUCAAGAGUUUGAGACCAGUGUGGCCAACAUGAUGAAACCCCAUCUCUACGAAAAAUACAAAAAAGUUAGCUGGGUGUGGGGGUGCAUGCCUAUAGUUUCAGCUACUUGGGAGGCUGAGGGAAGAGAAUCACUUGAACCCAGGAGGCAGAGGUUGCGGUAAGCCAAGAUCACGCCACUGCACUCCAGCUUGAGUGACAGAGCAAGAUUCCAUGUCAAAAAAGAAAAAUCGCUGUCAAAAGAUUUUUCAGAAACUGCAAGCCUUUAAAGUGAAGAAGAGUAUUUAUUUUGAAGACAAACAUUAAAAUACGAGCUGGGUGUGGUGGCUCACACCUGUAAUUUCAGCACUUUGGGUGGUUGGAUCAUGUGAGGUCGGAAGUUUGAGACCAACUUGGCUAACAUGGUGAAACUCCGUUUCUACCCAAAAUACAAAAAUUAGGUGGGCAUGGUGGCACACGACUAAUCCCAGGUAUUUGAGAGCUUGUGACAGGAGAAUUGUUUGAACCUGUGAGGCGGAGGUUGCAGUGAGCUGAGAUUGUGCCAUUGAACUCCAGCCUGGGUGAAAGAGUGAGACUCAAUCUGAAAAAAACCAUAUAUAUAUAUAUAUAUAGAGAGAGAGUUGUAUUAUAUGACAGAUCUUAUUAUACACAUUUUGUACAAACUUCACUCAAACUUUGUUCAACAUCAGGGAAUUUAUAUUGAAGAAAAUCUCAGGCCGGGUGCGGUGGCUCAAGCCUGUAAUCCCAGCACUUUGGGAGGCCGAGGCAGGUGGAUCACGAGGUCAAGAGACCGAGACCAUCCUGGUAAACAUGGCGAAACCCCAUCUCUACUAAAAAUACAAAAAAUUAGCUGGGCAUGGUAGCAUGUGCCUGUAAUCCCAGCUACUCAGGAGGCCGAGGCAGGAGAAUUGCUUGAACCCAGGAGGCGGAGGUUGUGUGGGUAACAAGAGCAAAACUCCGUCUCAAAAAAAAAAAAAAAAAAUCUCUGCAAAUGUAAUAAAUUUUGAAAAACUUUUUAAAACACAAACUACAGCUUAGGAAACACCAGAGAGUUUAUACUAAAAUAUAUUUUUGCAGAUGUGGUGAUAUAAAAAAUGAGUUAUUUGAAAAUUAUGUAAAUAUUAAUUCAGAGUAGAAAUAUCUAAGGAACUGACUUCAGACACUACACUAAAUCAGAGUACUGAGUUUAGAACAUAAUUUAAAGCUGAAGUUAUACAUAAACAUUUUUUAUGUAACUUUAAAAGGGUAUAAGAUAUUUUGGAAAGCUAUAAUUACAUUCAAAAUAUACUUUUUUUUUUUUUUUUUUUAAGACAGAGUCUUGCUUAGUCACCCAGGUUGGAGUGCAGCCUCUGCUUCCCAGGUUCAAGUGAAUCUCUUGCUUCAGCCCCCCAGGUAGCUGAGGUUACAGACAUGAGCCACUAUGCCUGGCUAACUUGUAAUUUUAGUAGAGAUGGAGUCUCAUCAUUAGCCAAGUUCGUCUGGAAACUCCUGACCUCAGGUGAUUCAGCCUCCAAAAGUGUUAGGAUGACAGAGAUGUAUGCUGCUGUGUCCAGCCAAAGUAUAUUUUUUUCUUGAAAAAAGAUUUUUUUGGAUACGUGAAUAAGGAUGUAAUUCAGCUUUCAAAUUGAUGACUGUAUCUUUAUUCCUGUUGUAUUCACAUGUGAAAACAUGAUGAAUUGUUCCUGCAUGAAAGAUAUGAGAGAUUCUUUUUUAUUAGGUGAGCAUUAUUACUUUUUCUAUUAAAUAAUAAAGACAUUAAAGUGUAAGAUGCAUGAUGCAAAUCUAAGUAGGGAUGCUCUUUGUGGUUAACGUACAAUAUUUAGUGAUGGCUGACGUAGCUGUUCAGUUUAAUAUUCUGCAUUGUGAGAAAAAUUUUUAAUUUUAGUUAAAAUUAAUAAUAUAUUAUUUUACUAAUUGUACUUUUAUGUGAUACAAUCCAGUAAAUUUAAAAACCUUGAAGUUAGCCGGGUGUGGUGGCUCAUGCCUGUAAUCCCAGCACUUUGGGAGGCCGAGGCAGGUGGAUCACGAGGUCAAGAGAUUGAGACCAUCCUGGUCAACAUGUGAAACCCCAUCUCUACUAAAAGUACAAAAAAUUAGCUGGGCAUAGUGGCACGUGCCUGUAAUCCCAGCUACUCGGGAGGCUGAGGCAGGAGAAUUGCCUGAACCCAGGAGGGGGAGGUUGCGGUGAGCUGAGAUUGCACCAUUGCACUCCAACCUGGAUAACAAGAGCAAAACUCCGUCUCAAAAAAAAUAAAUAAAUAAAAAUAAAAACAUUGAA
Molecule: messenger RNA, 5001 nt
Organism: Callithrix jacchus (white-tufted-ear marmoset)
Lineage: Eukaryota; Metazoa; Chordata; Mammalia; Primates; Cebidae
Biological process (GO): regulation of transcription by RNA polymerase II
Molecular function (GO): DNA-binding transcription factor activity, RNA polymerase II-specific; RNA polymerase II cis-regulatory region sequence-specific DNA binding
Source: RefSeq, a predicted model, not a curated record